GGGGAACGGGGAGGGACGUGACGGGAAUGGGGGGACACCAGGGGACACCAGGGGACAUCAGGGGACCCUCCUGGGUUGGGUGUGUGGGAAGGAUCCGGACACCUGGGUCCCCCCUGGACCCGAAUUCCUGGGUCCCUCCUGACACCCAGAACCCCCCCUGAACACUUGGCAGGACCCGAACACCUGGGUCCCCCCUGGACCCGAACUCCUGGGUCCCCCCCAAAGACCUUUGACAGAUCCCGAACGCCUGGGUCCGUCCCCUCCACGACCCUCGGUAGGACCCGGAUGCCUGGGUCCCUCCUGGGAUCUAUUGGGUCACCACACCUGGACACCUGGGUCCUUCAUGAGACCCUCAGUGUGGGUGCAGGCCCCGGACGCCUGGGUCCCUUCCUAGACCCUUGGUAGGACCUGGAUGCCUGGGUUCCCCCUGAGAACCCCCAACAGGCCCCGAAUGCCUGGGUCCCCCCACGAGUCCCAGACGCCUGAGUCCCCCCUGGGGCCCCCAAGACACCCCGAAUGCCUGGGUCCCCACAACUCCCGGACGCCUGGGUUCCAUUUUACUCCCGGAUGCCUGGGUCCCCCCUGGGGCCCCCAACAGGCCCCGAACGCCUGGGUCCCCCCUGGGGCCCCCAAUACGACCUGAACACCCGGGUCCCCACAACUCCUGGAUGCCUGGGUCCCCCAACAGGCCCAGAACACCUGGGUCCCCCCACAACUCCCGGACGCCUGGGUCCCCCCUGGGUCCCCCAAGAGGCCCUGAACGCCUGGGUCCCCCCACAACUCCCGGAUGCCUGGGUCCCCCAAUAGGCUCCAAACACCUUGGUCCCCUAUGACUCCCGGACGCCUGGGUCCCCACAACUCCCGGACGCCUGGGUCCACCCACGGGCCCCUCAUUCCCCCACAAGCUGUGACCACACUGGGGCCCCCCGGGGAGCGGUGGCUCCUCCCCGGCUGCGGGAGGGACCCCGGCAUCCGGCCGCUGCCUCGGGGCUUCCAUUGGCCCCCACGGGCGCAGGCGCGGAAGCACCAGCAGCAUCACCUUCCGGCUCCGGUUCCUCAACGGGGCCACCAAGGCCUCAUCUCCAGUGGCUCCUCUCCAAUCGUGGUGGGUUUUGGGGGGGAAGGACCCCCCGGCUGUGGGACCCUCCCCAGAAGUGACUGAAGACCCAUCUCCAUUGGUUCCUCACCAGAAGUGGCUCCACCUGGACCUCAUCUCCAUCAGCUGCUUGGAGAACAACCCACCAAGGCCUCAUCUCUAUUGGUUCCUCUUCAGUCGUGAAGUGGCUCCACCUGGACCUCAUCUCCAUCAGCUCCCUAGAGAACACCCCACGAGGUCUCAUCUCCGUUGGUUUCAUCCUCCAAGUGGUCCCACCUGGACCCAGCUCCAGCAGGUACGUGGACAACGUCCCACCAGGGCCGCAUCUCUAUUGGUUCCUCACCAGACAUGGUAGUUUUGGGGGGAAGGACCCCCCAGUUGUAGGACCCUACCCAGAAGUGAUUGAAGACCCAUCUCCUUUGGCUACUUAGACACCAUCCCACCAAGACCCAUCUCCAUUGGCUACUUGGACAUCAUCCCACCAGGACGCAUCUCCAUCACCUCUGGGUGGUCCCACCAAGCCCAAUCUCUAUUGGUUCCUCCCCAGACUCCAUCCUACCAGGACUCAUCUCCAUUGGCUACUUGGACACCAUCCCACUAAGAUCUAUCUCCAUCACCUCCAGGGUGGUCCCACCAAGCCCCAUCUCCAUUGGCUCCAUCCUAGAGUGCUCCCACCAGGAUCCAUCCCCAUCGGCUUCUUUCUGGACCCCAUCCCACCAGGACCCAUCUCCAUUGGCUACUGGGACCCCAUCCCACCAAGACCUAUCUCCAUUGGCUCCUCCCCAGACUCCAUCCCACCAGGACCCAUCUCCAUUGGCUACUGGGACCCCAUCCCACCAAGACCCAUCUCCAUUGGCUUCUUCCUGGACCCCAUCCCACCAAGAUCUAUUUCCAUUGGCUCCUCCCCAGACUCCAUCCCACCAGGACCCAUCUCCAUUGGCCACUUGGACGCCAUCCCACCAAGACCCAUCUCCAUUGGUUUCUUCCUAGAGUGCUACCACCAAGACCCAUCUCCAUUGGCUCCUUCCUAGAGUGGUCGCACCAGGCCCCACCUCCACCAACUUCUUCUGGUUGGUUCCACCAAGCCCCAUCUCCAUUUGCUACUGGGACCCCAUCCCACCAAGACCGGUCUCCAUUGGCUCCUCCCCAGACUCCAUCCCACCAAGACCCAUCUCCAUUGGCUUCUUCCUAGAGUGGUCCCACCAAGCGCCAUCUCCAUUGGCUCCAUCCUAGGGUGGUCCCACCAAGCCCCAUCCCCAUUGGCCGCUGCCCAGACCCCAGCGCACGUCCCGCUGGAGCGGUGGGCGCCAUGGAGGCGUGGCGGCAGUGCGCGCGGUGGCUGGUGGCCGCGCGGGUGCUCCCGGCCGCUCACCGUGCCAGCGGCCCCGAGGGCCACGUGUGGGACCUGGCGCAGGCGCUGCGGGAUGGGGUCCUGCUGUGUCACCUCCUCAACGCCCUCCUGCCCCGCGCCGUGUCCCCGCACGACAUCUGUCCCCGCCCGCAGAUGUCACAGUUCCUGUGCCUGAGGAACAUCCGCACGUUCCUGAGCGCCUGCACCGACAAGUUGGGGCUGCCCAAGCACCGGCUCUUCGGGGCCUUCGACCUCUUCGACGUCCAGGACUUCGGCAAGGUCAUUGACACCCUCUCGACCAUCUCCUGGACGCCCAUCGCUCAGAGCAAAGGCCUCACGCCCUUCCCCACCGAGGACUGCAUUGGGGACGAUGACAUCUACAGCGGCCUGUCCGACCUCAUCGACGACACGGCCGAGGAGGAUGAUGAGCUGUACGACUGCGUGGAGGCCGAAGGGGACGACGGGGACGAUGUCUACGAGGACCUGAUGCGAUCGGAGCCACCGACGGCCACUAAGGAGCUGGAUCGGCGGCUUUGCUGCCUCCAGGAGCUGCGGCAGACGGAGGAGAAGUACACACAGACCCUGGAGAGCAUCUGCCAGCACUUCCUGCGGCCGCUGCGGCACUUCCUGCCACCCCAGGACCUGGAGAGCGUCUUCAUCAACACCGAGGAGCUGCUGCAGCUGCACCAGCAGUUCCUGGGGGAGCUGCGGGGGAUACUGGGAGCAACUGGGAGCACUGGGGGGGCCCGCGGGCUGCCCCCCCUGUUCCUGACCUACAAGAAGAGGUUCCUGCUCUAUGGCCGCUACUGUAGCCAAGUGGAGUCGGCCGCCCGGCGCCUGGACCAGUUGGCCACCAACACCGACCUGCGCAUGAAGCUGCGGGAGUGCUCCCAACGAGCCAACAACGGGCGCUUCUCCCUGCGGGAUCUGCUGAUGGUGCCGAUGCAGCGAGUGCUCAAGUACCACCUGCUGCUGCAGGAGCUGGUGAAGUUGACCCCGGAGCCAACGGAGCGGGAGAAUCUGCGGGGGGCGCUGGAUGCCAUGAGGGAUUUGGCUCAAUGUGUGAACGAGGUGAAACGGGACAACGAGACCCUCAAACAGCUGACAAGCGUCCAGCUGUGUCUGCACAACAUGCCGCAGUCCCUGGCUCAGUUCGGUCGCCCCAAAAUCGACGGGGAACUCAAGGUCUCCAGCACCGAGAGGCGCUCCAAGGUGGACAGGUACGGGUUCCUCCUGGACAAGGCCCUGAUCAUCUGCAAGCGCCGUGGGGACAACUAUGAGGCCAAGGACGUGGUGGACCUGCAGAGCCACCAGCUGCGCGAUGGUGGCCUCGGGCCCCGUGACGGCAAGAAGUGGAGCCACACGUUCCUGCUCAUCGCCACCGCCGGGCUCCAGGGCUACGAGCUCUUCUUCAAGACCCACGAGCUGAAGAAGAAGUGGCUGGAACAGUUCGAGAUGGCCCUCUCCAACAUCUUCCCCGAACAUGCGUUGGCCGAUGGGCACGAGUUCCAGAUGUUCUCCUUCGAGGACACCACGUCCUGCAGGGCCUGCCAGAUGUUGUUGAGGGGCACGUUCUACCAGGGCUAUCGCUGCAGCCGCUGCCGCGCCCCCGCGCACAAGGAGUGUCUGGGCAGGAUGGGGCCCUGCGGGAAGGGCGGGGCUGACCCCGGGACCCGGAAGAACAAGUGGCCGCGGCCGCAGCCCGAGCCGGGACACCUGGGGCUCCCCAAGAUGGAGGCCACGCAGCCAUAUGGGGGUGUCCCCCCCCCGCCGGGGUCCCUGGGGACCCCCCUGCGCCUCAGCCCCGGGGACGUCCUGGAGGUGACGGUGGCCGAGGCCGAGCAGCUCUGGUGGCAGGGCAGGAACUUGGCCACCGGUGACCUGGGCUGGUUCCCCUGCGCCGCCGUCAGACCCUUCGUCCCCGUGCCGCUGCCGGAUCUGUCCGUCUACCCCUGGUUCGCUGGCCCCAUGGAGCGCGGGGAGGCCGAGGAGGCGCUGGCCCCACGUUCGGACGGCGCGUUCCUGGUGCGGCAACGGGUGAAGGACGGCGGCGAAUACGCCAUCAGCAUCAAGUUCCGUGGGGAGGUGAAGCACAUCAAGGUGAUGACCGGGGAAGGGUUGUUCCGUGUCACUGACAAAAAGGCCUUCAAGGGGUUGGUGGAGUUGGUGGAGUUCUACCAGCGCCAUUCGCUCCGGGAUUGCUUCAAGGCGCUGGACACGACGUUGGUGGUGGCCUUCAAGGAGCCCGAGAGGCGCGCGGGGCCAUGGGCGCACGGCGCCGUGCGCAGCUUCGGCUCGGCCAAGGCCCGGUACGACUUCAGCGCCCGCGACCGCACGGAGCUGACGCUGCGGGAGGGCGACGUGAUCCGCGUCCUCAGCAAGAAGGGCCACCCGGGCUGGUGGAAAGGGGAGAUCUACGGACGGGUCGGAUGGUUUCCCGCCAACUAUGUGGAUGAAGAUUACUCGGACUAUUGCUGACCACAAACCCCCCCAUCCCAUCCCAUCCCAUCCCAUCCCAUCCCAUCCCAUCCCAUCCCAUCCCAUCCCAUCCCAUCCCAUCCCCCAGGACGGACAAUAAACGAGGAUAAGGAUGAGUCAUGGGGUU
This is a messenger RNA of Columba livia (rock pigeon), 5052 nucleotides long. RefSeq names its product vav guanine nucleotide exchange factor 1 (gene VAV1). Gene Ontology annotation, molecular function: guanyl-nucleotide exchange factor activity; protein binding. Gene Ontology annotation, biological process: intracellular signal transduction; cell migration; regulation of GTPase activity. Lineage: Eukaryota; Metazoa; Chordata; Aves; Columbiformes; Columbidae. Bases 2406 to 4925 code for a protein of 839 amino acids. The transcript has 28 exons. Gene Ontology annotation, cellular component: cytoplasm. The record is from RefSeq and is a predicted model, not a curated record.